Messenger RNA from Dermacentor albipictus, 2632 nucleotides. RefSeq lists its product as uncharacterized. NCBI's taxonomy places the organism in Eukaryota, Metazoa, Arthropoda, Arachnida, Ixodida, Ixodidae. The record is from RefSeq and is a predicted model, not a curated record.
UCGCGAUACUGUGUCGCGCAAUCGAGCACGCGGAGAGCGCCGCAAGCGGACGUUGUCGUCGGAAGCCUGAUAUGCGGUCUGCGUUGAGUUCUCGAAAGGCGACGGGGUAUGUAAAGGGCCGCCCGUCGGGGCCCCCACUCGAUCGCCGCUCCUUCGGUGGCUCGGAGCGCGCAGAAUGUUCGGCCGGCCACUCGUGAACCUGGAACAGUGCGCUCCCGAACCGCGGAGCGCACCAGACGAGGGCGCAUGUCCGGAGGCGUCGUCCUGCUGUCCCAUUCUCGGACGGCUGGCCACUUGGAACCGCGCCCUGUGGCACGUCGGGCUGCAGCUGCGGGAGCUCACGGGUCCCGGAGAGCUGUCCCUGGUGCGCGUGGCUCACGAAGGCAGUGGACAGGUGUUGCCCAGUUGCCAGGCGCGCCACCUGUUCCACGUCCUCCUCACCUGCCACCGGUGCCUCGUGAGCGUCGAGCUGGACGACUUGCUCUUCCAAGGCAGCGGGCUCGGCGAGUACCGGGUGCGCGUCAUCGACGCGCUUCGGCAGAACACCAGGCUGCGCGAGCUGAGAUUCGGCAGCCUUUUCGGCGACUACAGGUACAUCCAGGAGGACUUGUUCGCAGCGGUCGGCUCGAUGACGCAGCUGCGAGAUCUGGUCGUCUCCGACAUUGGCGCGGUGCCUAGGACCCUGGUCGACGCGAUCCACCGCUUGCUCGUGGACACGACGGGCCUGUCCACGCUCUCGAUAGCCGGACUCUCGCUGGAAGGCAAGGAAGCCGAGCAUGUCGUGUCGGCGCUGAUGCGCAACCGCACGGUUGUGCACUUGUCCGUGCACCACAGCAUCUUGCUUUAUCUGCAAGAGGAUGGCUCGUCCGCGUUCACUCACUACCUCGCCAAGAACGUCUCCCUGCGCUCUCUCUACGUCGAGGGUUUAGAUUCGGAGCCGGGACAGACGCGCCGACAACUGUCGUGUAUCGCCGCUCCGCUCAUUAUGCACGGCGACGUCUCGAAGCUGGAACUCGUGGGCUUCGCCUUGGACACCGGCUGCGCCAACGUGUUCGCUCGGCUCGUGGGACAGGCAGACGGCUCCCUGCGACACCUCGACAUCGGCGGCUGCUGCUGGACGGCGGCGGACGAGUCUCCGGGCCCUGCCGUCUCUCGGCACGCGCGCGUCUUGGCUCGGGGGCUGCGCAAAGCUCGCCGGGGCAGCCUGGCGUCGCUCUCGCUCAGCCUCGAGGGCUUCACCCCACGCGACUGCAAAGCUCUGUUCAGAGCCGCCGCUGACGUCAAAUCUCUCGAGGCUAUCACGGUCAGCGACAUAGAGCCGCAAGAUUUUCCCGAGGUUUGCCAAGCCAUUCAAGAAGCCGGCAUGAGUGGCCGAGUCCGUGUCAGGGGUGAGUACCCGAUUGACGCGGCGGUCAUCGGUGCGUUCGAGGACUGUCCGCAAGCGGUACGACAGGUCACCCUCAGUUCCGCCAGGGAUUGCAGCGCAGACACAUUCAGCGACACGGUCAUCCUGGUGUGCUCCUGCUAUCAUGUGACGAGGCUUCAGCUGUACCUCUCGCAGGAAUCCAUCGGCGACGUCUCCACGAUGCAUUCGCUGCAGAGGUAUCUGAGAGGGGCAACCGCGCUGAGGGAAGUCGACCUGAUGGGUUGUCAAAAUCCAGACCUGAGCAACUGCAUCCUAGUCCAAGACCAGUCCCACAGCGGUCUUCUGGAGGCACCCUUCGCUAACGUGGGUGUCGCAUCAUUGCGACUGCGCCAUUUUCGUUUCGGCGAAGCGAACCGCCUGUUCCUCGCCGAAGCGAUAAGAAAUAGCCGCACGCUGUGCAAAUUCGUCUUCUCGUCGACAUCGGAAAACGAGGUGUUCGCACGGUGCGUCGCUCCACUCUUGACCCACAACGACACCUUGGUGCGCUUUCACCUUUCGGUAGCCGACGGCAAAGCGGAAGCGGAAAGAUUCGUCAUCGAAUACGUUCUUGGUCGCAACCUGGGAUUUCUCACGUGCGCUGCACACUUUGUGACCGACGAUGCGUACGUGGCGCGCUGUGCCGACGCUUUGUUGCACAUCUUUGGCAGCCCUGCGCUGACCGAGAGAGUGCAGGAAAUCGCGUCCACGGACGAGGCCGGUGCAAGAGAAAUGAUCCGAAACGUCCUAGACUCUGCCUGAAACUAUCUGGGCCUUUCUGGCCACUGUGUUUUUAGCAACCUUCCCGAGUGUUUAGACAAAGAGACAUAGCCUGGUCUCUGCUCGUGCUCAUUUCAUUGAACUUCAAAUGCCGUGCCUAUUUGCGUGUUCAUGCGUACAUGUACGCUGUCGUAUUCAUUCGAGUUCACUCACCCUCACACAUGUUCUCUCCGCCGCUGAAACAAAUGUAGAUAUUCCUGAGGUGGACACUGCGGUGCAAACUGAUUUUUUUACUUUUAUAAUGUCAACGAUUCGGAAAGAGGCGACUGUAUUCGCAUUAAUGCGGUAAUUUUGCCCCACGUAUCAUGCCACCAAUGCCAUAAUGUCCACCUCUGCUGACACGUCUAGUCAUUAUCGUCCCAUUGUUUGCACAAAACAUCACUCAUUUUAGAAAUGACAUUGUUUCAAAUUUUUAGAUGCUUUGAAUAAAUGCGAUCCGUACUCCCGUCA